This is a messenger RNA of Iphiclides podalirius (scarce swallowtail), 630 nucleotides long. NCBI's taxonomy places the organism in Eukaryota, Metazoa, Arthropoda, Insecta, Lepidoptera, Papilionidae. The record is from the annotation of a GenBank genome assembly.
AUGGCUGAUUUAGACGAUUUCUUUGCAAAGAAAGAUCGCAAAAAGUCGAAAUCGGUCAAAAAGUUUGCAACUACCGAUGAAUUAGCCAAGAAAUUGGAAGAUACUAAAAAAUCUGAUACACGGCCGAAAAAAGAGCGACCUGCGCAAGAAGGGGAUGAACCUGGCAGAGCUGGGGAGGAAGAGGAAUGGAAAGAGUAUGAAGAGCCAGUGAAAGACUACACAGGUCUGAAGAUCCAGGUCCUGCAAGGCAGUAUGGCACCAGAGUCUAGAGAUUCAUCUGCUGAAGACACUGCACCUGAUAGCGGUAAAAUCAAGGGCCCUUGGAACAAACCAGUUGAAGUGGAACAACCGCCUCCACCACCUCCAGUUGAGGAGAAGCCUCGAGAGGUCAAAACAUCAAACAUCUAUGUUCCACCAGCUCCGCGAACUCGUGAAGUAGAACCUAUGCGGCGGAAUCAGGCUAAGCACGCGCCCGACAUCCACAACGACGAUUACUUCCCGGUGCUCGGCGCGAGCGGGAAGCGCGGCGGCGGCUGGAGCACGGCCGGCGGCGGCGCCCCGCAGAGGGCGGGCAGCGCGCAGCAGCCGCUCGCGCUCGGCAACCGAUUCACUUCGCUGCAGAACGACAGC